This is a messenger RNA of Limanda limanda (common dab), 3981 nucleotides long. It is a transcript of the gene pou6f1, whose product is annotated as POU class 6 homeobox 1. The record is from RefSeq and is a predicted model, not a curated record. Bases 343 to 2226 code for a protein of 627 amino acids. The transcript is spliced from 11 exons. Gene Ontology annotation, biological process: regulation of transcription by RNA polymerase II. Gene Ontology annotation, molecular function: RNA polymerase II cis-regulatory region sequence-specific DNA binding; DNA-binding transcription factor activity, RNA polymerase II-specific. Lineage: Eukaryota; Metazoa; Chordata; Actinopteri; Pleuronectiformes; Pleuronectidae.
UUCAUGACGUAGUGCAAAAGGCCAAUUUUCGGGCAAUUUUGCUCGACUUUGCUGGUUGAAUGGGAUCGAACCUGUGACACCUGAAGGAUCCGGCGGGCCGCGGGGCUGCAGAGGAGCCGGCGUCAUUACAUAUUAAGAGCCGAAGCGGAUCCGGAGCCUCCUUAUCAAUGCAAAUGGCUCUUUUGUGCGCAGCCACAGAUCCUGUCUGGGAGCUGAGAUGAAUUUUUAAUUAUGUGUGACUGAAACAAACUGUGACACGGAGCUGCUUGAGAGAGAAUCCCGGGGAUCAGCCGCACGGACGCGGAUGCCAGGACAGCAGUGACGGUGGUGGAGCAGCGAGCCAUGAACUCCCAGGAUCUCCCUGCCCAAGAUGCCCCCCCCACUGUGAAUGAGCAGGUCAUUGUGAUGUCCGGCCAUGAGACCAUCCGCGUGUUAGAGGUGGAGGUCGAUGCUCCGCUGCCAUUGACAAUAACCAAUGUUAAGAGUGAAGGCAAAACUGUGGAUGGAUUGGUUCAGGCCACAGAAGAGCCAGCUGAGGGCGGCGGCGGCGGCGGAGGCACCCAGGACAGCCCCCCUGCCCCCCAGAGCAGUGAGGGAACAGUGCUCGCUGAGCAGCAGGUGGUGUCUGUUGAGGCUCCGCCCCCUGCUGUCCAAACGCUGACCCCUGCUGUUCCCAUCAGUGUGUCCCUGACGCAGCCACAGGCCGCCAUGCCCAUCACUGUACAGGGCUGUCCACAGGUGCUGACCCAGGAGAGUCUGGCUGCGUUGAUGACCGGUAUGAUGGCCCAGACGGGGUCUCUGGGACAGCCCCUGCUCAUCCCCCUGAGUAUGGCCGGCUCCCUGGGGGGCCAGGGCAGCUUGGCUCUUCUCACCCUCCCCACCACCAGCUUAGCUUCUCUCCCUGGGCUCACUGCGGGCAACCCGGCUGCCAACCUCCUCAAGCUGCCCUUCGCCGGCCUUCAAGCGACCGUCCUGAACUCCAUCCACCCUCAGCUCCAAGCCAACGCACAGACGCUGUUCCAGCCUCAAGCCGCCUCCCUGCAGCCGCUCCAAGCAGCUGUGCAGCAGCUGACGUCUCAUCCCACACAGGUGACCAGCGCCCAGGUCACUGCUGCCCAGGUGGCGGCCGCCCAGGCGACCCAGGCCAGCUUCGCUCAGUCCAACAUAUCUCUGGCAGCUCUGCAGAACGCAGGACUCUCCAUCAACCCGGCUAUAAUCAAUGCUGCUUCUUUGGGAGGACAGCCCCAGUUCCUGAGUUCCCUCACCUCCACCCCCAUCAUCACCAGUGCCAUGUCCAAUAUGGCGGGCAUCACGAGCCAGAUCAUCACGAACGCCCAGGGACAGGUUAUAGGAACCCUCCCGCUGCUGCUGAACCCAGGCUCUCUGGCUGGAGGGGCUGCGACCUCCACCCUCCAUGGUCUCCAGCUCCAGACUGUCACCCCACAGCUGCUUUUCAACACCCAGGGUCAGAUCAUUGCCACGUAUGGGAACGGACCGGCCACGGCUGUCACCUCCGCCGCGGCGGUUCUGCCCAAAGCCGCCGCUCCUCCGACGCUCGCCAAGCUUCACACGCAGCCUUCGGUAACCACGGUCACUCAGUCUCCAGUCGUCAUCGCCCCGCAGCCGUCUGUCCUGAAGACGACCGCCACGCUCUCCCCCCCGGUCCCCAUCACCUGUGGAGAGAUAGCGAAAGUGGGCCAGCUUGUCGGCAAACCCCAGCAGGUAGUCAGCGGCGAGGAGGGCAUUAAUCUGGAUGAGAUCCGCGAGUUUGCCAAGAAUUUCAAGAUCCGUCGGCUGUCCCUGGGGCUCACGCAGACACAAGUAGGGCAGGCGCUGACCGCCACUGAAGGUCCGGCUUACAGCCAGUCGGCCAUCUGCAGGUUUGAAAAGCUGGACAUCACCCCAAAGAGCGCUCAGAAGCUGAAGCCGGUGCUGGAGAAGUGGCUGGCCGAGGCCGAGCACUGGAACCAGAAGGGCCAGCAGAACCUGAUGGAGUUCGUUGGCGGCGAACCUUCCAAAAAACGCAAGCGGCGCACAAGCUUCACACCGCAGGCGAUAGAAGUCCUGAACUCGUACUUUGACAAGAACACGCUGCCGACGGGUCAGGAGAUCACGGAAAUUGCGCGAGAGCUGAACUACGACCGAGAGGUUGUUCGCGUUUGGUUCUGCAACCGGCGACAGACGCUGAAAAACACGAGCAAGAUCAAUGUCUUCCAGGUUCAGUAGCGACCUCGUCCUGGGAGAGGUCGCCUCGGAUCCUUCGUCCUUUUUUUGAAAGCGGAGCAUUUAAUAUGAAGACACAGAUGUAAAUAGUUGUGUAAAUAUGAUUAAAACUCUGUAAAAGCUGAGAGAAUAUGAACUUUUUUGAAAAUAUGGAAAUUCACGAUGGAAGGUUUAUGAAAGAUUAGCUGAAAUAAGUUCCUAUUGUGUUUGAAGUCAAAGUGCAUGGUCCGCUCAUCAUAUUUAAAAACAUUUUAUGAACUUUUGUACAAGUGGUUUUAUAGGCUGACGUUCUGACUUCUUUCAAGUGGGAGAACACUUAUUAAUAUUGAGUUUAAUCCCUUUUUGACACAUGACUGACAUUCUGCUGAUCUCUGUGUGAUGUGCUUUUACCACCACGGAUGUUUUCAAAUGUUUAUCUCCUCAUUCACUUUAUAUUCACGUAAGAUUCAGACAGAGAUGAGACUGUAGACUGUAACCUGCAAGCUGUCUAAGGAAUGCCAAAAAUUACAUUGUCCUCUAUUGACUCUGGACAAUCGUCAUUUUGAUAUUUGUUAUUGAUAAUCACAGAGAUUUAUUCAAAAUCUGUCGUAAUUUCCUGUAGUUUAGCUUCGAUCAUUUCAUUCAGCAGUAAGACAGACGGUUGUUCCUGAUGUUCCACAGACAACAAACAGGUUCCUAUCACAAUGAUACUGUGGCUCAGGCUCUUGACCUUGAUAUUUCAGUUUCCUAUAAAGUGUUGUUUCAUUUGCGAGUUACUGAAAUACACAUACUGUAUGUGGCUGACACAAACGUUUGUGAAUAUAUCACUGUCUGACUUUAUGCUUUCUGUUUAAUGCGCUUAUCAUACUCUGAGAGUAUUUUGUAUUUUCAUCUGUUCAUCGUUGUUCCUUCAAUGCUUCGACAGUGUUUCAGUGACAUUUUUCUUUUCCAGUUACCUAAUAUUUUAAAAAACAGGAACUUAAUUUAAACGUUUAUUAAAUUAAAUUAAAUUUUUUCAGACUCUUCCCUCAUAUUAAACCUAAUAUCAGUCAAAUUUAUUUACUGAGUUAAAAGAAGAAGAAUGAACUGUUUUACUUUGUGGUUGAUGUGUUCUGACUUUCAAUCUGAAUGAGUAUGAAGACGGUUUCUCAUGUGCAGUGUGGAGUUAUGAAAUGUAAGAACAAGACUGGCAGUUAUUUUUUGUUAUCUUUGCCAAUUCUUUAAGAAUUAUUUGCACUUUAGUGGAAGUGGGCGUGUUAUGGAUGGUGUGUAUGUGCAGUGCAAGAUUUCAGUUAUGUUUUGUGAAAGGAUUUCAUUUCUGUGUUUAAAGAGUUUUUGAAAAGCAGAACUGCAAUCAACUUGACAAUUAACAUCUUUUAUUAAGUUUAAUGUUCUUCUUAUGCAGAUGAAAUGUAAAAUACUGCAGUUUAACUAUAACUUUAAUUUUUAUUUGUUUGUGAAUGACACUUUGAAUGGUGCAUUUUAUGUUCCACCAUAUGUUUGCCUUUUUAACAACGAUACAUCUACAUUGCAGUGGACAUAUGGUUUGACUUACAAUGGAAACAUUAAUAUAACAAAGAACUUUAACAGGUUUUAACUUCAUUUUCAAUAUGGGAAUACAAAAUAUACAACAUGGUUUAAUAUACUAAGAUACCAACAGAGAAAAAAUUAGCUUAAUUAAUUAAUUAAAUAAGAUAUCAGCUUUCAGUUUUUUGACUCUGCAAAGCACAUAAGAAGUUAAGGUCAUGCUUUUCUUUGUCAUUUUCUGUCAAAUGAUUC